Messenger RNA from Pimephales promelas (fathead minnow), 1107 nucleotides. It is a transcript of the gene vma22, whose product is annotated as vacuolar ATPase assembly factor VMA22. Lineage: Eukaryota; Metazoa; Chordata; Actinopteri; Cypriniformes; Leuciscidae. The record is from RefSeq and is a predicted model, not a curated record. Gene Ontology annotation, biological process: vacuolar proton-transporting V-type ATPase complex assembly.
GUCACAUGACCGGUAAAGGUUCUAAACAUCUCUCUGAUCGCGUGUAACAGGAAUACAUCUCCGAUUCUUUAUUAAGUCGUUUGUUUUCUACCGUCUGUGUAGUCGAAUAAAACGACAGAAAUGCAUGCUGAUCAACAUCUUCGUUUGGACGAGCAGUUGUUGCUUUUCAUGGACCAGCUCGAGACUCUUGAGGAAAAGCGACAUAAACUCAAUUCCCUUAUAGAAGAGGGAUGGUUUUCUAUUGCCAAGACACGCUAUUCAAUGGGAAAUAAGCAAGUAUCCGCUCUGCAGUACGCUAGUGAGAUGGAGCCGCUUGUUCACGUUGAAGUCAACUUGUUGGAAGGUGGAACAACUGAGUUCAAAUGUGAAAGAAAGAAAAAAAGAGAAGAAGCGAAAAAUAACACAGUAGAAGACAUUGGUGCUAAAGACACGGGUCUUAGGAGGCGAAUAAAUACCAAACAAAAGGGGGUUAAAGAAGAGGAAGAAGAGACAGACCCUCAAGUAAAAACAAAGGCAGAAUCAUCCACACCCGAGCACAGAGAACCUUUGAAGUGGUUUGGGAUCCUUGUACCACAAAGUCUGAAACAAGCUCAGUCUGCUUUUAAAGAGGUCAUCACUCUGUCAGCUGAGAUUGCAUCCCUACAAAGUGCAAUACUUGCUACAAGGAAAGAGAUGCAGGCCCCGGUGAAGGAGAAACAAGAGAAAACAGAGAAGACUCAACCAGAAAUAAAAGAGGAAUAACAGUGACCUUGUUUACGUUCAUCUAUAAUCUUUAUUGGUUUUUUUUUAUUAACCAUAUAUAGACCCUUAGUUCUUAGAGCAAUUUUGCUAUGUUGAAUGUUGAAAUCACUCUUAUUGUAUAAAAUGGUUAACCUAAUAAAAAUGUUUGAUGAACCAUGUUACAUUUUGAGCAGAAAUGCAGUUGAAUCCGGACAAAUUAUAAAUGUUUAUAUUUACUGCAGAUUUGAUUUGUUCUCAGUUUUUUAGAACCUGCUCUGCUUGUACAUUUCAUCCAAAAUGCCAUAACUCUAACAACUGCCAUUGUAUGUCGUUAUCAGAUCGUUAAUUUAGUCAUUUACAUCAGUAAAUAAAAUAAUUGUUCUAGCA